This is a messenger RNA of Rubroshorea leprosula, 3156 nucleotides long. Lineage: Eukaryota; Viridiplantae; Streptophyta; Magnoliopsida; Malvales; Dipterocarpaceae. The record is from the annotation of a GenBank genome assembly.
ACACAAAAACAGAGCUUCAUACCAGAAAUAGAGUUUCAUACCAGUCUGCUGCAAUAGUGGUAUCAGAGCCCCACCUCCAACGAGACCUCUGACCUCUUUACUUCCCAACCAUGGACUCCGACAGCAGCUCCUCUGAAACCAACGCAGUCAACCCAAACUCAGCAGCCAUCGUGAUCAACAAUCAACGCGGCCCCUUCUCAUUCAACGCCGCGGCUUUUCCCUUAAAGUUGACUCCAACUAAUUAUUUAUCUUGGAAAUCACAAUUCACUUGUCUUCUUGCAGGAUUUGAGCUCCUUGGUUAUUUGGAUGGUUCUCAUCCAUCCCCUGUUGCCACAGAACCAAGCUACAGUCUGUGGGCACGCCAGGAUCAGUUAAUUCGCCAUGCACUGAUUACUUCCGUAUCCGAGAGCAUAACACCAUACAUAGCCGCUGCAGCUACGGCACAACAGGCAUGGGAAACAUUAGCGAGACUCUAUGCAAAUCGAUCUCGCACCCGUGUCAUCACCCUUAAGGAGCGCCUGCAGAACACGCGUCGUGAUGGUUGCUCGGUGUCUGAAUAUCUCCGAGCGCUCAAGUCUGUGGCAGAUGAAUUAGGGACAAUAGAUCGGCCUCUCACUGAUGAUGAUCUUACAGUCUACAUAUUGAAUGGACUGGGACCAGAAUUCCGAGAGAUAGCAGCCUCUCUUCGUACUCGUGAUUCAUCCCUCUCCUUUGAUGAUCUGCACGAUCGACUGGUGGCUCAUGAGGAAAGCCUUAGGCGAGAGGAACUCAAGGCUGAUUCUUCCCCAAUAACCGCACACUAUGCUUCAAUCCCGAAGUCUAUGUCGCCAUCACAGGUUGGUCUUUUUCCACCCGCCUCAAACAAUCGUUACUCACCUUCAACUUCUUCACAGAAUCGCAGAGGUGGAAACUCAUAUCAGCAGAGGCCCAACAACAGAAGGCGCGGUUCAUUCUCCAGGCCCAACAACAUUAGUCGACCCACUUGCCAGUUAUGUAACCAGGCUGGUCACUUUGCCCGGAGUUGUCCCUAUCAUCGGAUCCAGAAUCUGAACCCCCAGGCCAACUUUGCUUCUUCUGUUGCACCAGCUGCUGAUGAUUGGCUCUUAGACUCAGGAGCAACUAAUCAUGUAACCACUGAUUUGGCAAACCUUGCACUCCACUCUGAGUAUCAUGGUCCUGAUGAACUCCAAAUUGGUGAUGGAACAGAGUCUACUUUCCCAUUUAAAAAUUCCACUUUCUUGUGUGAUGCCUCUAAUUCCUCACCGGUUUUCCGUGAUAUGCCAAUGAUGCCAAACUCCACGAGUGCAGGUAUGAGUGUUGAGCCUCCUCCAUUGUUCCCUUGUGUACCGACUCACUCUCACCGCCCACCUAAGUUCCACAAUGCCCAACCCAGCCAUGAGCAACCUGCAGCUUCUAUUUACCCAUUAUCUACCCCUAUGUCCACUAGCACACCCUCUCCCCUUCCUUCCCUUACUUCACCAUCCUCUCCCAUUGAGACCAAUUCUGUUCACCAAUCCCCUGCCCCAUCCGAUUCCCACUCCUCCCCUCUUAGGUCCCCACCACCGCAACCUCUUCGGACUCACCCAAUGGUCACUCGUUCCCAAAACAAUAUUUUCAAACCUAAGACACUCUUCCAUGCAACUAAAUCUCCAUUGUCCCUCCCCAUUGAACCCACUUGUGUCACACAAGCUCUUAAGGAUCCCAAUUGGAGACAGGCUAUGUCCGAGGAGUUUAGUGCAUUGGUUCGCCAAGGAACGUGGGAACUGGUUCCUUCACAACCAUCUCAACAUGUUCUUGGUUGCAAAUGGGUAUUUCGCUUGAAAAGAGGCAAAGAUGGGUCCAUUGAGCGCUAUAAGGCGCGUCUUGUUGCGAAGGGCUUUCAUCAACGACCAGGUUCUGAUUACUUUAAUACUUUCAGUCCUGUUAUCAAGCCUACCACCAUUCGUACUGUGUUAUCUCUUGCAGUGAGUAGGGGGUGGUCUAUUCAGCAAUUAGAUGUUAAUAAUGCUUUCCUUCAUGGACACAUUGAUGAGGUAUUAUACAUGCAGCAACCGACAGGCUUUGUGGAUCACAAUUUUCCUUCACAUGUUUGUAGGCUACGAAAAUCUUUGUAUGGCCUUAAGCAGGCCCCUAGGGCUUGGUUUCAAGCUCUGAAGGACUUCAUUUUGGCUCAAGGCUUCUUUCACUCCAAGUCUGACAAUUCCUUAUUUAUCUAUCAUAAAGGGUCCACUUGGAUCUAUUUUUUGGUCUAUGUCGACGAUAUCAUUGUUACUGGGAAUGAUUCUGCUGCCGUUCAAUCCAUUGUGCAAGUCAUGAGUACCACUUUCUCCCUCAAAGAUCUUGGUCCUUUGAGUUUUUUUCUCGGCAUAGAGGCAAUCUCUACUAAGGAUGGGCUUUUUCUCUCUCAACAGAGGUAUAUUCUUGAUCUUCUUCAGAAAACUGGUAUGGCUGAUGCUAAACCUGUCUCCAGUCCUUUGGCUUCUACUUCUGUUCUGCAGCUAUCCACUGGCACUCCUCUCUCUGAUGGCACCAAUUAUAGGAAAAUUGUUGGCUCUCUUCAGUACUUAUCUCUUACACGGCCUGAUCUAUCCUUUGCUGUUAGUCGCUUGUCUCAGUUUAUGCAUCGUCCUACUGAUUCUCAUUGGCAAGCUGUGAAACGCGUUCUCCGUUAUCUUCGCGGUUCUGUCUCUCACGGCUUACUUUUGCGACCCCAGCCAACAUUGUCACUCCAUGCAUUUUCCGAUGCUGAUUGGGCCGGAGAUCGGGAUACUUAUACCUCAACCACUGGCUAUCUUGUCUUUCUUGGCAGCAAUCCUGUGUCUUGGCGCGCUGCUAAGCAACGAGCAGUUGCUCGGAGCUCUACUGAGGCUGAGUAUCGAGCUUUAGCUACUGCUGCCUCUGAACACAUUGCCAUUGAUCUUCAUUUCGUGCGUGAACUAGUCGAUCGGAAGGUUUUACAUGUUUCACACAUUUCUUCUCAAGAUCAAUUGGCUGAUGUUCUUACCAAGGCCCUUCCUUCUCUUCGGUUUCAUUCUUUGAGGUCCAAGAUCGGUGUUGCCGAUGGCACCUCCGUCUUGCGGGGGCAUAUUAAGGAAACUGCAUCUGCUGCAGUAAAGUAGGAAACUGAAUCUGCAGCAGUAAAGUAAUUGCCCAGGA